GGGACGAGUGCGAGCUCCUUCUGCGCCAAGGUGCAGCCCGGCGGCGGCGGCGGCAGGAGGAUGCGAGCCGAGGGCGGCCGAGCCGCGGAGCAGCUACCUGUGUGGCCCGGGCGGCCGCUGCCGGGACCUGCCGGAGACAUCGCCAUGUGAAGGGGCAGACCCCAGGCCGGCUCUCCACCCCGCCUCGCUCAGUGGGAGAUCUAAUUGGCUUUACACAGGCAAUGCUCCCGAAGACUGUAUGAUAAUUCCUGGUGGCUGAAAGAGGAGGCACGUUGGAGCCUGUACAGAAAAGGAACAAGAACAGGAGGGCAAGAGCUUCUUACUGCCCCUCUGGCAGAGGAUCCAAGUGCGUGGCCUGUCUGCAAGGCAAGCAAAGUACUAGUUUUCAGAAAGUAAGCUAGACUGAGAGCCACCUCAAGGCACUUGGAACUCGGGAGGAAGAGGACUAGUGCCAGCAUGGAUAAGGACAGCACAAACCUGGCUGACCAACAGUAUGAAUAUGUGGCAGAGAUUGGGGAAGGAGCUUACGGAAAGGUGUUCAAAGCCCGAGACUUGAAGAACGGAGGUCGCUUUGUCGCGCUGAAGCGGGUACGGGUGCAGACCAGUGAGGAGGGAAUGCCACUGUCUACCAUCCGAGAGGUGGCAGUUUUGAGGCACCUGGAGACGUUCGAACACCCCAACGUGGUCAGAUUGUUUGAUGUGUGCACCGUGUCACGAACAGACAGAGAGACCAAGUUAACAUUAGUGUUUGAACAUGUGGAUCAAGACUUGACUACUUACUUGGAUAAAGUUCCAGAGCCUGGAGUGCCUACUGAAACUAUAAAGGAUAUGAUGCUUCAGCUGUUUCGGGGACUGGAUUUUCUGCAUUCGCAUCGUGUGGUGCAUCGGGACCUGAAACCUCAAAAUAUCCUUGUAACCAGCAACGGGCAGAUAAAGUUAGCUGACUUUGGCCUUGCACGAAUCUACAGUUUUCAGAUGGCUCUUACCUCGGUGGUUGUUACUUUGUGGUAUAGAGCUCCUGAAGUCUUGCUUCAGUCCAGUUAUGCAACGGCAGUUGAUCUUUGGAGUGUUGGCUGCAUAUUUGCAGAAAUGUUCCGUCGAAAACCACUCUUCCGUGGAAAUUCAGAUGUUGAUCAGCUAGGAAAAAUCUUUGAUGUAAUUGGACUCCCAGAAGAGGAGGACUGGCCUAAUGAUGUUGCCCUUCCAAGAAACGCUUUUACUUCCAGACCUGCACAACCUAUUGAAAAAUUCGUACCAGAUAUUGAUGAACUAGGCAAAGACUUGCUUCUUAAAUGCUUAGCAUUCAAUCCAGCCAAGAGAAUAUCUGCCUGUGUUGCCCUCUCUCACCCAUAUUUCCAUGAUCUGGAGAAAUUCAAGGAGAAUCUGGACUGUCACAUGUCAUCCAGCCAAAACUCCAGUGAGGUGAAUGCAUCAUAAGUGCUGACUGAAGAUGAACCAUAACUGAACAAGACAUGUAGCUGACAAGGCCACUGUCCUGUACAAACCACAUAGCUGUCCUAGCGAAGAUCAUUAUUUGGAGGUUUUAUGCACUUAUCUUUUAUUUUGGGAUUGUGAUGUGCUUAUCCGUGGAAAUCAAUCUAGUUUACCUUUAUCAGAGCAAUGCAAGGGCCAGGGCUUUGGCCUGCUCCCAUUGUAGCUUUAUGUUUGUUUUGUUUUUGUUUUGUUUAUCUACCUGGGAAAACUCCAGACGAAGAGAAGCUGCUGACUGGUUUUGCUGCCGUUUUAUUCUUCUAAUAUUGAAUGCUGCCAGUGUGGAGUUUGAUGAUCGAGUCACUGCCAAAACAUGAUGCAAUCUCUCUCUCUCUCUCUCUAGCUGCUGAAGCUUGAUGUGGUACUUUUUUAUUAUUAUUUUGUGAUCUCUUACGGUGAUAUUUAAAGAAUGGCAUUGAAAUAUCAGAUCUCUGCAACCUGCAGUUAACUGAUACCCGUGUUAAUACAUCCAGCUACUGUUCAUUCAUAGCAUAUAUGCAGGUGCUUCCCCACUUGAAAACUUGGAUGAAUUAUUUUAUUGUUUCAUUGCUCUCUAAAAAUAACAAUGAUGAUGGUGAUCAUAGAAAAUGUACCCACUUUUAGGUUUUUUUCAUGCACAAACAAGUUAUUAUCUGGCUGCGUUUGUGUGCACGUUUCAAAAAACUGUCUUGUUCUUAAAGACUCUUUCAGUUUCCAAAGGGUUGGUUUGUGUUGAAAUGCAGGCACAUUCUAGCCCAUCAUCUAACCCGUCAUUUUCCCCUGGAAACAGCUGCAAGUAUAUUUUCCUUAUCUCAUUCAAAAUUUUCUGGUGUGCAGCUCAAAGACAUGAGCACAGCCAAUGAAAAUCAGUAGAUUUUCACCUUCAACGUGUUCUGGUUAGCAGCCAAAAAGGAAAGUAGAAAAAAUAUUUCUGGUUCAGAAGCAGAGAAUCCUAUACCUGUAAUAAGCACAGAUAAGUAUCUGUGCUGCUGUAUGCUGUAUACUGUGCUGCCUUACCUGCAACACCCCCCAAGCAUCACAAGUGCAUAGCAUUACUGUCUCAAAAUCCCUCAGAUGUCACUUAUGAAGCAGACUUGUUUUCUAUGCAGAAAUGUAUGACCUUCUCUCCUAAAGCACCAUGUGGGUAUACUGGCACAUGCCUCUCCACUAGGGUUAAUGUGCUAUUAUUGAAUGUCAAAAUAACUAAGCAAAUCACAUGUCUUUAUAGCACAGUUAUUUUAAAUAUUACAUGAAAAUUUUAUAUUUAGUAUUUUUACCUUAAAUAUAUUUUCAGUAUUUUGAAAAGAAACUUUUAUUUUUUUAAUACUGUACUGGGGAAAAAGAAAUAUUUUAAAUCCAUUAAAGCUGGUUCCCUAGCAGGAAUUUAGUGCAUUUACCUGGAUACGACUUGGGGGAAAAUACUGGUCCAGCAAGUAUAACUGAUGCUAAGUGAGGCAGCCAGCUUUGCUUACUCCUGUGACAGUCCCUUAGGCUUCUCUCUUCCUCAUUUCUAUUUGAUCUUGUCUAGGUAGUGAACCAGCAUUAUAUCCUCGUCAACAGCACGCUUGGCAGGAGCAGGUCCUUACCAGUUGAGCAAUACAAUUUUUGCAGUUGCGACAGAGGAACUUGUAGCUGUCUCCCUGGCAAGUCUCUCUCUCUUGUGAUAGACUGAAUGAUGUGGCAAACUUCGCUGUUAACUCUGUUUUGGGUAUCUGCACUGUCUGGGACAUGGUCCACUACCAGGAUAGUGAGUGGAUUUUACCUGUCUCUUGGAUAAAGCUUUUUGUUACUGUUAGACACAUAAGUAUGUGAUGCGGGGUUAAAUUAGGUCUGCUUUAGAGAAGACAGAUUUUAAAAGGACCACUUGCAUACUUGCGUGCAGUGGCCUGUGCUUUUCUUCAUGCCCAGAAUGAGCCUAUGCAAAACUUACCAGCAUGAACAGGCAAGUUGCAAAUUAGGCCUGGCAAGAGCAUGCAUAAGGCAUCUGCACGCAGAGAUAGCACAGAUGCAUAACACAAGAAUUUUGGAAGCUUUGUGAGCAGGCAGUUGAAAGCCAGGGAGUGGUCACAGCAGCUAACCCUCUAAGGCUGACCUUCCCUUUGUCAUUCUCUCUGUUCCUACGUCCCAGGGGAACUGUGAACCCACUGUACUGGUGUUCUCCCAGUGCCAUUCCUCCAUGGGUCAAUGGACCCCAGUGUGACUAAUUUUUAACAUUCAAAGAAAAGGAUGUGCCAGAAUGAAAUUUUUACUAACAAUUUUUGAACACUAAUUAGAACAACAAACAGAGACAAAAUUCAGGAGACUCUUGCAACAGUAGCAAAUAGAAAAGUUUUCUACAGAGUUUAGCACUUUCAAAAACAUUCCAUGUUUUACCUUGUGCUGAGCUAUCAAUCAUACAUAACCUUAUCAGGGCAUUCAGCUGGUGUGGCUUCCCAGCAACUGUUCAGGGAACUCUCCCCAGAGCUCUCCACCGACUAAUACAGAGUGAAAAUGUAGGGGAGGAGACAAUAUUUUCAAAUUAGGCAUAAAACUCUCAGAUAGAAAUGUGCAUCUGUUCCAUGUAAGAACCUGUUGUAUUAAGCUUAGCAAAGCAAAGGCUAGAAGAGAAUGUGAUUGCUGAAUGUAGGUACAUUAUUAGGGUAAAACAAAAAGGAGAGGAGAGAACUCUUUAAGCCAAAGGUUAGUGUUGGCUCAAAAACUAAUGAAUAUGUGGAAAUCACUGGGAAGUUAACUACUGGAGGAGUAUUUCCCAAGCACAGUAGUAUCAGACAAAGAGCUCAGAGAGCAGCAGAAUAAAACUGAGGUUGGUUUAUGAAAUCAAGAGCAGAGCUUCUGCAACAUGGUGCUGUAUGUUGUCUAAUGUAGUAGGAUCAGGUUAUAAAUGAGGUAUUCAGGAGAACAGCUUGCAAAGGGCUGCAUUAAUGAUCGCGUUCUGGAACAUCCUUCCAGUGGGAAUGGAAGGAACAUAAACAAGAAAUCUAAGUUCUGUCUUGGCAGGGUUAGGGAAAAUAUUUCUCUAAUGGGGUCCUUAUGGUAACGAGGACCUAGAUUCAAAGGACCAAUAGUUUUUCAAAUUACCUCCUUUUCCAAAUCUCUAGGAAGAAAUUCCAUUUGACAUGCCAUAGGCUUGCUCUUAUUCCAGUCUUCCCUGCCAAACUGUGGGGCUUCAUUUACACUAGUAAAAUGAGAAAGCCUGUUCUCUGGCUGGGAAAAGCACUGUCAUUGGCUAAAAUCAUGCCAGGAGUCGUGUUUAUAAUUAGACAGCACAGACAACUGUGGGACUGUGCUCAAACCCAUGCCCUUGCUCUUCUUAUUUUACACUGGUAUAUCUCUAGUAUUUUAGUACCUUUACUCAUUACUGCUAUAUGUGUAGGAUGUAGGAAUUGUGUAUGUGAAAAAGAAAGUGCUGUGAUGAAAACUCUUUGUACACCCUUUAAAUAAGAUUUCAGAGUGCAGUUCUUCUUAGUGAUAGCUAAGCCUGUAUGUGUUCUACAGGAGUGGUUCAACAGCAGCUAAAAAAUACUGAAUAACAAAAGAUAUAUUAAAUAUAGCUCCUAGAGCACCCACAACCAGACUCUGUGCUCUUCUGAGCAGAGAACAGGGUGUUCUAAGUAAUGGAAGGAGCAAUUUCUAUCUCCCACCAACCCUUCUUUUUUUUUUUUUUUUUAAUCACUACUACAUAAUUCCACAGAAAAAAAAAACAAUAGCCAAGGGAAAAAAAAUCAUCAAAGUCAGCUAGUUAAGUGCUAAUUGCUGCACCAUAGAAAUCUAUAUGGAGCAGCCUUUUUCUCUCUUCACCCUGUCCACACAGCCUUCCAGUUCUUUUCCUUCAACUACCUUAUGGAAACAGGUUUCAGUUAUGCUCGCAAGUGCCAUUUCCAACAAGGUUCGUCCGAAUUUUCAAUAGCUGCACAAUGUCAAUGUCCCCUCUGUCGUCCCUAUAAUCAAGUGUUGCUUCUUUUAGUCUGACAACCUAGAACCAGUGAUUAGAAAAGAAUCUCUUUUUCCACCUCCUUGCUUAGCCUUAGUUUUGCAUACACUCGUGUUGCCCUCUGUGUGCCUAGUAAAAUUCUAAAAAUAGGGUUUGUGCAUAUUUCUGUGUAGGCUGUGCCCACACUCCAGGUUUUUUUCAGCCGAUUAGUCCACAAUGGUAGAUGUUUGAGUGUCUUUUCCUGUUGUUUCUGUCCUAAAACACAAAAAAAAUGAGGAUGUCAUGUUUGCAAAGUAAUUGUUGGUUGUUCUGAUGAAUAAGAAGAAAAUAUUGUGCCAUGCUACUUUUCACAGGUUCACUCACUGUCUUUGAGAAGUGUGUUUUAUUAUACAUGUUAUUCUCUCUGCUGUUAGGUAUUAGACCAACUUUAAUAUGGAAAAUAAAGAUAAAAAGUUUGAUUCUGGAUGAUUGUGGUAGAGCAGAUUUUUUUGUUUCCAAAAAAGAUCAGACAAAAGAUACUGCCUUCUAAAAAAAAAACAAACAAAACCAAAACCACAAA
This is a messenger RNA of Myiozetetes cayanensis, 5960 nucleotides long. It is a transcript of the gene CDK6, whose product is annotated as cyclin dependent kinase 6. The coding region runs from base 457 to 1437 and encodes 326 amino acids. Lineage: Eukaryota; Metazoa; Chordata; Aves; Passeriformes; Tyrannidae. The record is from RefSeq and is a predicted model, not a curated record. Gene Ontology annotation, molecular function: cyclin binding; ATP binding; cyclin-dependent protein serine/threonine kinase activity. Gene Ontology annotation, biological process: signal transduction; protein phosphorylation; regulation of cell population proliferation. The transcript is spliced from 8 exons. Gene Ontology annotation, cellular component: cyclin-dependent protein kinase holoenzyme complex; nucleus; cytoplasm.